Molecule: messenger RNA, 1146 nt
Organism: Anisakis simplex (herring worm)
Lineage: Eukaryota; Metazoa; Nematoda; Chromadorea; Rhabditida; Anisakidae
Source: the annotation of a GenBank genome assembly
AUGAGUUCAUUUAAAGCUUUAAUGUUGUAUGUUGAUCGUGAUGCUUAUGUUGAUGAAAAGGAUCUGCUUGCAAAUGACCCAAUCGUCCGAAGUGUUGGUGGUGCGACGUUACUCAUUUAUUUCGUCGCUGUUAUUGUUGGCAUUCCAGCCAACGUUUAUGUGCUCUUUCGUAUGCAACGUUUAGCGAGAAAUGACGGUGAACGAUAUCGAAGUGGUACUGGAGUUGCGUUAUGCUCAAUGGCUGCAGCUGAUCUCUGUUCUCUUCUUUUGAUUCUUGCUCAGAACUUAAUGCAGAUGAGUCCACAAAUCGAUGACGACACUAUUUUUAUGGGUGUUGUUUGUAAGUUGAUGUUGUUCUGUACACAUACAGUAACUGGUAUCUCGAUAUGGUCAUGGUUAUUAUUAUCAACGUUGCGUUACCUCGCUGUACGACAUCCAUUAUUUCAUAUGCGCAUCUGGCGAAUGCCGUAUCGAGCACUUGCUUUUAUCGUGCUAAUGUCAUUGGCAUUGAAUGCAUGGUUAUUGAUAGCGGUGCAUUCCACACCGUUUGGAUGCACACAAUUACCUGUGUUCGAUUCACUGAAAUUUAAUCGCAUGUUUCAUAUCGUCGAAAGUAUAUGGUCCUUUUGUGUACCUUUCAUUAUGAUCAUCUUCAUGGAUGCUUCCGUUCUACUCAAGAGCAAGUUGGUUACGUUGAAAUAUUAUCAAAAUUUCAUUGACACUCCGUUUUCUUUCCGAUUACUCUGCUUAUCAUUUCCCUCAUUGCUGCGAUCAAAACCGAAAAGAAAAGCCAUUGCAAAAGCGGUUAUUAUUAAUGUUCGCAGCAGUUCACUUCAUGCCAAGCAGCGCCAUUCACGAUUUCUAUGGAAAUGGCUCGCUAUAGCGUUGAUUUGUAUUAUUUUAAACACACCGGAAAAUCUGUAUCGUUUGGUGAUGUUAUUUGGAAUGCCGGAGGUACACGAAGAGGCAUUACAUUUUGCAGCCAGGAUGCUUGCACAAGCACUUUAUUUUAGUCAGUUCGCGUUCAACGCCGUUUAUUUGGCAGUAUUUGUUUUCGAUAAAUCAACAAGACCGAAGGGUUCAUUCGAAGUGAGUACGAACUGUAACUGUUCCCUACUUCAAUCUUGUAAGAUUUGUAAAUAUUAA